Messenger RNA from Aspergillus luchuensis, 1590 nucleotides. RefSeq lists its product as uncharacterized. NCBI's taxonomy places the organism in Eukaryota, Fungi, Ascomycota, Eurotiomycetes, Eurotiales, Aspergillaceae. The record is from RefSeq and is a predicted model, not a curated record. The coding region runs from base 1 to 1590 and encodes 529 amino acids. The transcript is spliced from 2 exons.
AUGGAAUCGGAAGGUGCCCCAGAAUCCCAACAGGAGAGCUUAAUCUCUGGAAUAGGUAACCUGUCCAUAGAGAAAGCCGCAGGACAUUCUGAAGUCACGCAUCAGGCAAAUGGCGUGGCUCAUUCGUUGCCUGACUUAGAGGAGUCGGCUGCUCCCUACAAAGUGAUAUUGCAGACCGGCGACGUGAUCAUUGAAUACUUCGAUCCUGAAUCUGAUAUUGCGACACAAUCGGAGGCGCGCCAUCGUCGGUGGCGAGUCUCCAGUGAUGAUUUGGCACGAAAUAGUCCGUAUUUUCGGGCCCUUCUUGACCCGCAUAAAUUCUCCGAGGGUCGACAACUUAUGCAGCAGAAAAUGAUGCAUCAGAAGCUUUUGACUGACGAAACGGUGGACACUGCAUCUUCCGAAAACCCGAAUGCAGAAGUGAGAUAUCUGCCUGUCGUGAUCCUCCCGAGCAAACAUGUCGCAUCGAGGCUUGGGUUGGAUGCCAUCAAAUUGUUUCUGGAGAUCCUGUCUUUCCACUCCUUUGAAGAGGAACAGAAGUGUUCAUUUGAUGCGGAACUAAAGUUUUCGCCUGUGUCUCUGAUUGCAAGACUACUGGAGCUAGCGGACGCCUUCAACUCCCCGCAUGUCGUCCGGGAAUCUCUCAAGAGAGCCGGUUACGCUUAUGGAAAGGGGAAAUAUCAACCAUCCAAAUUUGAUUCUUCUUUACUGAAGCUGAGUGAGGAUCGCAUCCGACAAACCAUCUUUGUAGCGCGGACCCUGGACGAGCCAGUCAUAUACAGAGUGAUGACCCAUGCCCUACUGGUUCUUGGCUCGAAAACUUGGGCAAACGGUGUCGAGCCUCCGGUUACUCCUACCCACCCCUGGCGCUUUCUGCCUAACGGUAUAGAAGAGGAGCUCUACUUCCGCCGACAAUGUGUUCUGAACACUAUUACCGACCUCCAAGCCUACUUCCUUCGGGUCUACGGCGCUUUAGAAGACCCCGAGCCCCCCAAACCUUUUGUCCCACGACAACCACUUGCACCAGCGAUCAACCAAGCGCGUCCCUUCCAAUGCCGCUACGGCUUUGGCAACUCCAGUGCCUGCGACGCCUUCCACCUAGGACAGAUGACCCGAUUCUUCUCUCUUCGCACGAAGACCAUCUUUCUCGGCUCGACCUUAAUUGAUCCUGAUUUCACCCUCGACUCAGACACCGACUCCACACCUGAACAACCACCGGCACCUCCAUCAGAUAUAACAGCCAUCAUAGCUUCCCUCAAACAAUGUCCCGACUACCAAAUAGACCCAAACCACGUCGGCUGCGGCAUUCGCCGCCGCUUCCUCCCCCCACUGGAUUGCAUAGAACGCUUCGUCGGAGACGGACGAGGCCUCCUCGGAAUCGACUUCCACUCAUGGACCGGCCAGGAAUGGCCCUUUGCAACCUCGUCCUCAUGGGCUAACCGUACCCUUCCUCGCGCAAACGUCAUCGAUAUCCGUAUCUCUAAAUUGAGCGCUGUACAUGGAGGAAGCGGUGCUCGACUCUCAUUUACCUCUCAAGAAGAGAACGCCAGGCUACUGUUCACCGCGAAAAAGAGGAACUGGGAGGCUUAG